GACGCGGCCCGGGCCGGGCAUGUGGCGGCGGCGGGGCCGGGGGCGGCCGGGGCCGCCGAUGUGUCCGGAGUGAAGCAGCUGCCAGAGCAGGGCAAGGCCUCCCCCAUGGGCACCUCAGACAUGGAGAGGAAAACGUCCUAUGAGGAUGUCUCUGGGGAGCCCGGGGGGCUCGGGGGGGUGCUCAGCACCAUCUCCAGCAGCAGGAGCCCCCUGCAGCCCCCCGAGGCUGAGGAUGAGGAGCCCUUCAGCACCUACUUCGACAGCAAGAUCCCCAUCCCCGAGGAUGAGACGCAUUCCUGCUUCAGCUUCCGCAAGCUGUGGGCGUUCACGGGCCCGGGGUUCCUGAUGAGCAUCGCGUACCUGGACCCCGGGAACAUCGAGUCCGACCUGCAGUCGGGGGCUGUGGCCGGCUUCAAGCUGCUGUGGGUGCUGCUGCUGGCCACCAUCAUCGGGCUGCUGCUGCAGCGGCUGGCGGCCAGGCUGGGCGUGGUGACAGGGCUGCACCUGGCCGAGGUGUGCCACCGCCAGUACCACAAGGUGCCCCGGAUCAUCCUGUGGCUCAUGGUGGAGUUGGCCAUCAUCGGCUCGGACAUGCAGGAGGUGAUCGGCUCUGCCAUCGCCAUCAACCUGCUCUCGGUGGGCAAGACGGGAUUGGGGUUGGGAUGGGAUUGGGAUUUUGUUUGGGAUUGGGGUUGGGCUCUUCUCACCUUGGUGACAAAGGGACUUUUCCUUACAGGCCUGAGGAAACUCGAGGCGUUUUUUGGGCUCCUCAUCACCAUCAUGGCCCUGACCUUUGGAUAUGAGUACAUCACGGUGAAGCCCAACCAGCAGAAGCUGCUGCAGGGUCUGUUCAUCCCCUACUGCCAGGACUGCGGCACCGCGCAGCUGGAGCAGGCCGUGGGCAUCGUGGGCGCCGUCAUCAUGCCCCACAACAUGUACCUGCACUCCGCCCUGGUCAAGUCCCGGCAGGUGAACCGCGCCGACAAGAGGGAGGUCAGGGAGGCCAACAAGUAUUUCUUCAUCGAGUCCUGCAUCGCGCUCUUCGUCUCCUUCAUCAUCAACAUCUUCGUGGUCACCGUCUUCGCCGAGGCCUUCUUCGACAAGACCAACGCCAACGUGAGCCAGGUCUGUGCCAACUCCAGCAGCCCCCACUCCUCGCUGUUCCCCAACAACACCGACGCCCUGGAGGUGGACAUCUACAAAGGGGGCGUGGUCCUGGGCUGCUACUUCGGCCCGGCCGCGCUCUACAUCUGGGCCAUCGGCAUCCUGGCGGCCGGGCAGAGCUCCACCAUGACGGGCACCUACUCGGGCCAGUUCGUCAUGGAGGGGUUCCUGAACCUGCGCUGGUCGCGCUUUGCGCGGGUGCUGCUCACGCGCUCCAUCGCCAUCACCCCCACGCUGUUCGUGGCCAUCUUCCAGGACGUGGAGCACCUGACGGGCAUGAACGACUUCCUCAACGUCCUCAUGAGCCUGCAGCUCCCGUUCGCGCUGAUCCCGGUGCUCACCUUCACCAGCCUGCCCAGCGUCAUGCACGACUUCGCCAACGGCCUGUUCUGGCGCGUGGCCGGGGGGCUGCUGAUCCUGCUCAUCUGCAGCAUCAACAUGUACUUCGUGGUGGCGUACGUGAUGGCGCUGCACAGCCUGGCGCUCUACAUCGGGGCCGCCCUGCUCAGCCUCGUCUACCUGGCCUUCGUCGCCUACCUGAGCUGGCUGUGCCUGGUGGCCCUGGGCGCCUCCUUCCUGGCCUGUGGCAGCACGGGCCGCCUGGGCUUUGCCGCCCGCCCCGAGCUCUUCCUCCUCGGCCACGUCGGUUCCGACCCAUCCGUGCCCAGGUGACCCCGGAGCCCGCGGACCCCCGGGACCCCCAGGACCCCCGGUGUGGGGGAAUGGACCCCCGGGACCCCCCCGAGCCCCGGGUGGGCAGCAGGAGCAGAGUGGGACACUGGGAGCAGGAGGACACCUGGGGACACCCGAGCCAGCUUUGGGGACACCCAGGACAGACUUGGGGACACCCGGGCCGGCUUUGGGGACACCUCAGCCAGACUUGGGGACACUCAGACCAGCUCUGGGGACAUCUGAGCCAGCCUUGAGGACAACUGGGCCACUCCUGGGGACACCUGGGACAGCCCUCGGGACACCGGGCCAGCUUUGGGGACACCUGGGAUGGUCUUGGGGACACCGGGCCAGCCAUGGGGACAUGUGGGACAGCCUUGGGGACACUCAGACCGGCCUUGGGGACACCCAGGACAUCCCUGGGGACACCUGGGCCAGCUUUGGGGACAGUCAAGGCCACCCUGGGGACACCCAGUCCAGGCUUGGGGACACUUGGCCCAGCUCUGGGGACACUGGGCUGGUCUUGGGGACACCCAGGCCAGUCCUGGGGGUUUUCCCUAAUUCAGGAAUUUUCCAUUUGGGAUUUCUCAGAUUUUCACUCAGGUCACUCCGGCAGGAUUUUGCUCCUCGGGGUUUUUUCCCUAACUGGGGAAUGUUCCAGUUGGGAUUUCCCAAGAAAAUGAAAGCCAGGUUUAAUUCCCAAGAAAAUGAAAGCCAGAUUUAGUUCCCAAGAAAAGCCAGGACUUUGCUCCUUGGGUUAAUUCGGGAAUGUUCCAUUCGGGAUUUCCUGGAUUUCCACUCCAGUCAUUUCAGCAGGACUUUGCUCUUUGGGGUUUUCCCUAAUUGGGGAAUGUUCCAUUUGGGAUUUCCCAAUAAAAUUAAAGCCAGGUCUGCUGCCAGGCUCAGCUUUGGGGACAGAGCAUUUCCCAGCAUUUCCAGCAUUUCUGGGGUUUUCCAGAACCCCAAAUCCCCCCUCAGGGAGGUUUGAGGGCAGCAGCUCCCAUAAAACCCAGCAGGAUUCCCACCGGGAAUUUCCCUCUCUGCAGCUUUCAGAUUUAGAAAUUAAAAAUCGAGAAAUAAAAAUGGUU
Zonotrichia leucophrys gambelii is the source of this 2921-nucleotide messenger RNA. Its product is annotated as natural resistance-associated macrophage protein 2-like. The record is from RefSeq and is a predicted model, not a curated record. Gene Ontology annotation, molecular function: lead ion transmembrane transporter activity; cadmium ion transmembrane transporter activity; cobalt ion transmembrane transporter activity. The coding region runs from base 106 to 1836 and encodes 576 amino acids. Gene Ontology annotation, cellular component: cell surface; extracellular vesicle; late endosome membrane. Gene Ontology annotation, biological process: response to hypoxia; iron import into cell; multicellular organismal-level iron ion homeostasis. NCBI's taxonomy places the organism in Eukaryota, Metazoa, Chordata, Aves, Passeriformes, Passerellidae. The transcript is spliced from 16 exons.